AUGACUUGGUCUCCGUCCUGGCUCUUGGCCGCGGUCCUGGCGACCACGGCCGCAGCGCACUCUCACAUCGCCUAUAUCACCGUCAACGGGCUCGAAUACCCGGGCUACACCCCCCAGCUCGGGCCAAACAACUCACCCGAGACCGUAGGCUGGGCGCAGACCGCCGUCGACGACGGGUUCGUCCCUCCCUCGAACUACACCUCGCCCGACAUAAUCUGCCACAGGGACGGGACGCCGCCGCGGGCACACAUCCCCGUGUCCCCAGGCGACAAGAUCCACAUGCAGUGGAACGGGUGGCCGGCGUCGCACCAAGGGCCCAUCCUCUCCUACCUAGCCCCCUGCGACGCGACCAAUACCAAGAACGCCGACGGCUGCGCGAGCGUGGACAAGACACGGCUCGAGUUCACCAAGAUCGACGACUCGGCGCCCGUCUUCCUCAACGACAGCGGCGGCCCGCCCGGGUUCUGGGCCACCAACACCCUCAUCGCCAGCAACAACAGCUGGCUGGUCGGGCUGCCGACGACCCUCGCCCCUGGCGCGUACGUGCUGCGCCACGAGCUCAUCGCGCUGCACUACGCGAACAGGACGGACGGGGCGCAGAACUACCCCCAGUGUGUUAACCUGUGGGUAACAGCAUCGGCCGGGGCAAAACAGAGCACUGUUGCCAGGUCAUUUUGGGAUCGUGGCCUCGGGGCCAUCAGGAAGAGGGAGAAGGGACACCUCGCGACGGAGAUGUACCACGCCGACGACCCGGGAAUCAAGAUUGACAUAUAUGAGUCGAUGACGACGUAUCAGAUUCCAGGUCCUACGCUGGCUAGCGACGCGAGGCCCAUCCCUGUGGCGAGCCAGUCGAAUAUGUUGCCAAGGGCUGCUGGGACUCCCGUUAUUGUGUCGGGGACAACGGCCUUUCCUUUCCCAAAGGCAACGGACAGCCUCUGA
Molecule: messenger RNA, 939 nt
Organism: Diaporthe batatas
Lineage: Eukaryota; Fungi; Ascomycota; Sordariomycetes; Diaporthales; Diaporthaceae
Exons: 1
Coding region: 1-939 (312 amino acids)
Source: RefSeq, a predicted model, not a curated record